AUGCUUAAGUCUCCAGAUUUACAACUUAGGGAAAUGUCAACUUUUUCACUUGGGAGGACUCACACAAUCAAGCUGGCAUUGCUUACAAUGCCAGCUAUAGAGCCCCUCCUUAAUCUUCUUGCCACUAAGAACGCUUCUGUCGAACACAAUGCAACUUUUGCUCUUUAUGCUCUUGCUGAUAAUGAGGAUGGACAUUUCAGUGUUCUAGUAUCCUACUCAAAGUGUGUAGCAAAGAUGUUAAAAAGAUUGGAAGAGAAGAUUGAAGGGCGAGUAUUGAAGCAAAUGUUGAAUCUUAUGCGAAAUGGGAAAAAGAGUGUUCAAAAACGUGUAGCUCUUGCUCUUGUACAAAAGAGUGUUCAAAAAGGUGUAGCUCUUGCACAUUUAUGUUCUGCGGAUGACCGUAAAACUAUUUUCAUUGACAAUAAUGGAUUAGAGUUGCUGUUGGAUCAUCUUGAAUCUACAAACAAAAAGCAGAAGCGUGAAGCCUCUGCAGCGCUUCACGCAAUGGCUACCAAAGGAAUAAGAUAUUUGUUCGACCUUUACACCUUAAUUUACUUGGAUGAGCAAUAUGUAAACAACCCAGUACUUUCUGAUGUCACAUUCAUAGUUGAAUGGAAAAUGGAAAUUUUUGUUUGGCCUCUUCUUGAUUACAGGCUUUUGAGUUAG
This is a messenger RNA of Vicia villosa (hairy vetch), 666 nucleotides long. RefSeq names its product ARM REPEAT PROTEIN INTERACTING WITH ABF2-like. The transcript is spliced from 7 exons. Bases 1 to 666 code for a protein of 221 amino acids. Gene Ontology annotation, molecular function: protein binding. Lineage: Eukaryota; Viridiplantae; Streptophyta; Magnoliopsida; Fabales; Fabaceae. The record is from RefSeq and is a predicted model, not a curated record.